Molecule: messenger RNA, 5090 nt
Organism: Podarcis raffonei (Aeolian wall lizard)
Lineage: Eukaryota; Metazoa; Chordata; Lepidosauria; Squamata; Lacertidae
Gene: RGL1
Product: ral guanine nucleotide dissociation stimulator like 1
Exons: 19
Coding region: 222-2540 (772 amino acids)
Biological process (GO): Ras protein signal transduction; positive regulation of GTPase activity
Cellular component (GO): plasma membrane
Molecular function (GO): guanyl-nucleotide exchange factor activity
Source: RefSeq, a predicted model, not a curated record
GGAUGUGAGUCUUAAGUGUUGCGAGCUUGCUGAUCCUGCUUGCUGCAGCCCUGGCUUUGAAUGCAGUCAGAUGAAAUCGAGGAAAUGGAGACCUUCCCUGUGGUUCUCUCUGAAGCAUAUAAUGAUUCCUACAACUAUCUGGUUUUCUGAAGCUUUCCUUGGAGGCCAUCUGGCACCCUGUUCCUGAAGCAUCUGAAACCAAAGAGAUCCACAAGGUCCUGAUGUAUAUGGAUGAUCACAUUUCAGUAUGGCGUGUAUUAGUGAUGCGGGAGAGCUCAAUUCAGGAUUGGGGUGAAGAGGUAGAGGAAGGCGCAGUUUACCAUGUCACCCUCAAAAGAGUGCAGAUUCAACAGGCUGCUAAUAAAGGAGCAAGAUGGCUAGGGGUUGAAGGGGACCAACUGCCCCCAGGGCAUACAGUCAGCCAAUAUGAGACAUGCAAGAUCAGGACAAUAAAAGCUGGCACUCUGGAGAAGCUUGUGGAGAACCUUCUAACAGCCUUUGGGGACAAUGACUUCACCUACAUCAGUAUAUUUCUGUCCACAUACAGGGGCUUUGCAUCUACAAAAGAAGUUCUGGAACUUCUCCUUGACCGAUAUGGAAACCUGGAGAUCUCAAACUGUGAAGAAGAUGGGAGCCAGAACUCUGCCGAGACCAAAACACUACUCAGGAACGCCAUAGCCUCCAUCUUGAGAGCCUGGUUAGACCAGUGCUCCGAAGACUUCCAAGAGCCACCCCAUUACUUUUGUUUGAGAAAACUUUUGGAUUAUUUGACUCGGGUCAUGCCGGGCUCGGACCCAGAAAGAAGGGCACGACACCUGUUGGAGCAGUUUCAGAAGCAAGAGCUGGUGAAAAACAAUGGGAUUCAUGACACCUUUGCCCUUGAAGAAAAAAUGGAGAUGAGUGGAUCAGAAGAGUUCUCUUCUUUCCCAGAAGACCUUGUGGCAGAGCAGCUAACCUACAUGGAUGCUAAACUGUUUAAAAGAGUGGUGCCCCAUCACUGCCUGGGCUGCAUCUGGUCUCAGAGGGAUAAGAAAGAGAACAAGCACUUGGCCCCCACCAUCAGAGCCACCAUUGCCCAGUUCAAUUCGGUGACCAAAUGUGUUGUCAGGACCAUCUUGAAUGGAAAAGAGUUGAAAACACAACAGCGAGCCAAGAUCAUAGAGAAAUGGAUCAAUAUUGCACAUGAAUGUAGGAUCCUGAAGAAUUUUUCCUCCUUGAGGGCCAUUGUUUCAGCACUACAAUCGAAUUCCAUCUAUCGGUUAAAGAAGAGCUGGGCAUGUGUCGCAAAGGACAGGAUGUUGAUGUUUGAGGAACUGUCAGAAAUUUUCUCGGAUCACGACAACUAUUUGACAAGCCGGGAGUUGCUAAUGCGGGAAGGAACGUCUAAAUUUGCAAAUUUGGACAGCAGCGUGAAAGAGAACCAGAAGAGAACUCAGAGGAGGCUUCAACUGCAGAAAGAUAUGGGUGUGAUGCAAGGCACUGUUCCUUAUCUUGGUACUUUUCUGACUGACCUGACAAUGCUUGACACAGCUCUUCAGGACUACGUGGAGGGAGGGCUAAUAAAUUUUGAAAAGAGAAGGCGGGAGUUUGAAGUGAUUGCUCAGAUUAAGCUCUUACAAUCUUCCUGCAAUAGUUAUUGCAUGACUUCAGACAGAAAAUUCAUUCAGUGGUUCAAGAAACAGCGGCAUUUAACAGAGGAAGAAAGCUAUGCCCUCUCCUGUGAGGUGGAGGCAGCUGUUGACACAACGACCACAUCACCAAAACCUCGGAAGAGCAUGGUGAAGAGGCUUAGCCUGUUAUUUCUGGGAUCUGACCUAAUUGCCAACAGCACCCCGACCAAAGAGCAGCCCAAGUCCACGCCAAGCGGGAGCUCCGGUGAAAGCAUGGAUUCCGUCAGCGUAUCGUCUUGUGAUUCCAACCAUUCAGAGACUGAGGACAUCUGCAUCUCUCCCACAGACACUCCUGAUGAGCCCCAGAAGAAACUCUCUGAAUCCUCCUCCUCUUGUUCCUCUAUCCACUCGAUGGACACGUCUUCAUCAGGGUUGUCAUCCUUCACCAAUGCCCUCUCCUCUCCUCCUUUACUGGCCAGCAACCCCAGAAUGCACAAACGCUCCAUCUCAGUCACCUCCAUUACCUCAACAGUCUCGCCUCCCGUUUACAAUCAGCAGAACGAAGACACCUGCAUCAUUCGCAUCAGUGUAGAAGACAAUAAUGGCAAUAUGUACAAGAGCAUCAUGUUGACUAGCCAAGACAAGACUCCUGCCGUCAUCCAGAGAGCGAUGCUGAAACACAAUCUGGAGUCUGAUCCUGCAGAGGAUUAUGAACUUGUGCAGGUCAUCUCUGAGGACAAAGAAUUAGUCAUCCCGGACAGCGCGAAUGUCUUUUACGCCAUGAACAGCCAGGUGAACUUUGACUUCAUCCUGCGGAAAAAACCCUCCCUCGACAGGGAAGUGAAACUGAGGAGCCGCUCCAGCUUGACUCUCCCUCGGACCAACAAGAAGGGCUGCUGGAGCCACAGAAACAGCAAGAUCACCCUUUGAGGAUGGAUAAGUCAAUGCAAGGCAGAUGGGGGUUCAAAGCAACCGUUGCCGCCAUCCAUUAUUGCAACCAUCUUCACAAAUGAUUGUGUCAGUAUUCAGCUUUGGGAAUACAAAGCUAACACUUGUUAUUAACAGGCAUGCCUUGAUACACAAUGGACCUGAGUGCAAAACAGCCUACAGGCACUCCCUGACCCCCCCCCUCUUUUUUUGCACAGCCUCCAAGAACAGAUGGCCACUUUCUACCAGGAAUGAAAAGUACAGUACACCCAAACUUCACAAUCCUCUUCAAUGACUCUCCAACCUCUGUUAUGCCAGUAUUAAUUGGGAAUACUUUCUUUUCCUCCUUUCUUUUUUAACAAGCGGAAGAAAGCUCUUCCACCAGUUCCACCUGAAUUUACAGGAGGAGGAAGUGGAGGAGCAUCAUUUUGACCAUUGGCCAAAUAAUGGCACUGAUAGAAAGCUCGUGUGGAUGGACUGAUGGUUUGUUUCCUACCUGCUGGGCUGCUAACUUUAGGGAAAGGAACAGAGCUGCUGAAACCAGGAGAGAGUACCAUUCUCCUGGAAUAUUAACCCCACGCAGUGCAGCUUCAUAUUGUGCUGGUUUUCCAACUCUGUGAUCUAAGCUGGAAAAAUACACCCCCUUCUUCCUACAGAACAUUAAGCAAAUACUAUCCAGUUGAAGGCCUUGUUCUCUUGUGUGGGAGAGAGAAGGCGGGAAAGACAAUAUAAAUGCAUACUACUUUUCUUAAUGCCACUACUUAGUUUUCCUAUGCUUUGCUAACCUAUUUAUCGAAAGAAUGUCAAAGUCUAUUUCUUUGGAGUGUGCAGCUUUGACUCCCUUCCAGGUGUGGAGCUGUUUACCUGUAUUCAGCCAUAUUGGCAUUGUAGCAAACCAUUUAACCACGUUUUUAUAGUCAGUCUAAAAAACAAAACAAAAAGGCCAAAUGUAACUAGUAGCCAGCAUUUGAGGAUACCACAGCCUCGUGGAAUUUGUUAAUGAUUAAAGGAGCUCCCUUCUCUUAGACGACAUCCUUUACCUGAGUAAUUUCCUGAUGUGGCAUAUCCUUAAAGGAAUAAAUAAGGUAGCCACCUUUAGAGCACCACAUUGCUAUUUUAUUUUGGCCACAUGUUCAGUGACGACACCUUUCAGAGCACAUGCUAGCCGAUGUAUGAUCACAGGAAAGAUUGAAAUCAAAGCCAUAGUGAAGAUAGGUGGCUGGCAAGGUAGUGAGAGAGAGAUUGGAGGAGGCCUCGUGGCAGCCUUUCCACUUUUUCUUGGUUGGAGAUAAGGCUCCUUCUCCUCCUUGGUUACCUUUCAGCAGCUGUGGCCUCUUGGCCUCUUACCUGCUCAUCUGCCCCUGCUACCUCAUUGGCUGCUUGCUGGAACAACCUUUUCCUUUACAAGAACAGACUGUGGGGUGCCCCCCCAAUGCCUCUUUCCAAAAGCAAACUAGAAUGGCAGCUCUCCAAGCGAUUGCUCGGCAGAAAGUUGCCCCAAGGUGAAUAGGACUUACCUCCUUGUAAGGAUGCUUACGAUACAGCCUUAGUUACACAUGGAAGGAGGGAUUUUGCUUCAUUUGUAGUACUAAUUUUAAAAUAUAUGGCCUGGAUCCAAAGACCUGAUGCAAAGCGUGUGUCUCUCAUUCUCUCUUCUGCUCUGCCCUCCAAUAUAUACCAUAAAUUUAUUUAGAAGCUAAAUAUGGUUUGCCAUGCAGUAGGGGAUGGGAGUGUUGCUGUUUGAGAAGAACAAAUCCUGUUUCCUUGGGAUCAUGGCAGUGCUUUCACAAUUCUUUGGACCCUGGCCUAUGUAUUAAGCCAUACCACAUGAUCAUAAUCAGAGCCAGAUAUACAAUGCACUUCAGCAGAAGCAACGAAGAACCCUGGGGCAGAAUUCAGCUUCCUAAAGCAUCUCACCUUUCAUUUUAAGAAUAAAAAAGCAAGUUUCUGGCCAUUACUGCCACAAGAGGUGUACCUGAAAAAGUGUAUGGGUAAUGCCUAGUGAGAUUUCAGGUGCCCAAGAGAUGACUAAAUAUGCUCCAGCAGUUCUAUGAAGUUCUGUGAAGUAAGAGCAGUCAUGCACAUCCAUUUAAUAUGGAUCACAGAAUGCAGGACUUGGUUUGCUCUGGCACUGAACUUUAUUUUAGAAGAAUAUACACAGCUGCUGCUAACAGCUCACCAGUCAAGCGUUUGAAAAACCAUCUGAUCUUAUCAGAUAAUGCAUUUUGCACUAUGCGAAACUUCUUUCUGUUUCAAGACACACUCUUUCCUGGCUUACUUAGUUUAAAUCCCUGCACAGUGUUAUUGUCUAGAGGAGAGAAGGGUUAUUUCAAAACUGAGCCUUAAAAGUGUCCAGAGUUAAGAUGGAUUUUCAAAAACCAAGAUCCAUUCUCUUUGUUUUCUGGUGAAAGAAGCAAUGCAACAAAUGUGUUAUGUGUGUAAGUAUAUGCACAUACUCAAGACUGUAUAUAUCUGUAGAAUCAGCUAGAUUUUUAUAUUGUUAAGCUUGUGAUGAUAAAGUGUCUUUCUAAACAAAGGCGAGAAUUAUUAACA